Molecule: messenger RNA, 399 nt
Organism: Vombatus ursinus (common wombat)
Lineage: Eukaryota; Metazoa; Chordata; Mammalia; Diprotodontia; Vombatidae
Product: histone H3.3-like
Exons: 1
Coding region: 1-399 (132 amino acids)
Cellular component (GO): nucleosome
Molecular function (GO): protein heterodimerization activity; DNA binding; structural constituent of chromatin
Source: RefSeq, a predicted model, not a curated record
AUGGCUCGUACCAAGCAAACCACCCGCAAAUCCACCGGUGGUAAAGCCCCUAGCUACAAAAGCCGCUCGCGAGGGUGCACCCCUCCUGGAGGGAUCAAGACACCUCAUUGCUACAGGCCGGGUAGUGUGGCUCUCCUUGAAAUCAGACGUUAUCAGAAGUCCGCUGAACUUCUGAUUCGUAAACUUCCCUUCCAGCGUCUGGUGCGUGAAAUUGCUCAGGACUUCAAAACAGAUCUGUGCUUCCAGAGUGCAGCAGUUGGUGCUUUGCAGGAGGCAAGUGAAGCCUAUCUGGUUGUCUUGUUUGAGUACAGCAACCUAUGUGCUAUCCACGCCAAACGUGUCGCAAUCAUGCCAAAAGAUAUCCAGCUAGCAUGCCGCAUACGUGGAGAACGUGCUUAA